GGUGGGUCGGAGCCGCUGUCCCUGGCCUCGCAUGUUCCCCUCUAAAUUCAUGUUUUGAAUUUGAUGCCCCUCUUGUAGAUUUGCUCCAUUUACACGCCUCUGAAGGGCCGCAGUCAAUAGUUUUUUUAAAAUUUCUCCUAGUAUUCGGCAUUUGGAGACUUUAACCCGAGCAUGGCUGUGGUGAGCGGAUCGUCUGGGCCGGUUGCCCGGCUCGAGGGCCGUGAAUUCGAAUACAUGAUGAAAAAGCGCUCGGUGACCGUCGGCCGGAACUCUUCUCAGGGCUCCGUGGACGUGAGCAUGGGCCACUCCAGCUUCAUCUCGCGGAGGCAUCUGGAGAUAUUCACCGCCAGCGACGACGGUGCCGGCAGCGGAGACUUCUACCUGAGGUGUCUCGGUAAAAACGGGGUGUUUGUAGACGGAGUGUUCCUCAGACGGGGCGCCCCUCCUCUGCAGCUACCACGAAUGUGCACUUUCAGGUUCCCCAGCACAAACAUCAAGAUCACAUUCACCGCUUUGUCCAGCGGGAAGAAAGUGAAGCGCGAAGCACCGGAGUCCCCAGUGAAACCAGUACAACCCCAGAUCUCCCCCCUGACCAUCAACAUUCCAGACAACAUCGCUCACCUAAUGAGCCCUCUGCCAUCGCCUACUGGCACCAUUAGUGCUGCUAACUCGUGCCCCUCCAGCCCGCGGGGCGCAGGCUCUUCAGGCUACAGGAUGGGAGGUCGAAUGGUCAGCUCCGCAGAGCUGCAGCUUAUAAAUGACAACUCCCAGCCUGAGAACGACAAAGAUGCCUCCGGAGGCGACAGUCCCAAGGACGACUCCAAACCUCCGUACUCCUAUGCACAGCUGAUAGUCCAGGCCAUAACGCUGGCUCCGGACAAGCAGCUCACACUAAACGGAAUCUACAAUCACAUCACAAAGAAUUACCCCUACUACAGAACCGCAGACAAGGGCUGGCAGAACUCGAUCCGUCACAACCUGUCGUUGAACCGUUACUUCAUCAAAGUGGCGCGGUCGCAGGAGGAGCCCGGCAAAGGUUCCUUCUGGAGGAUAGACCCGUCCUCGGAGGGGAAGCUCAUCGAGCAGGCCUUCAGGAAACGAAGGCCCCGGGGAGUCCCCUGCUUCAGGACCCCCCACGGACCCCUGUCCUCCAGGAGCGCCCCGGCCUCUCCCAACCACUCGGGGGUGCUCUCCGCUCACUCCAGCGGCGUUCAGACCCCUGACAGCCUAUCACGAGAGGGCUCCCCGGUUCCCCUGGAGCUGGAGAACUCGGCUCCAGCCCCAGUGUCCACCGCAGCGGUCCAGCCCAAACUGGCAGUCAUCCAGGAAGCACGCUUUGCACAAAACACACCAGGCUCGCCUGUUAACAACCAGCCGGUACUCAUAGCAGUCCAGCGUCAGUUACCUCAAACCAUAAAGCCAGUGACCUACACCAUGGCCUCCCCAGUGAGCACCAGCACCUCCCAGCCUGCUGUCCAGACUGUCCACGUCCUGCAGCAGAUCCCAGCAGGGUCCCUCAGCCCCGCCGCUGUCAUCACCCAGCCAGCCACCAUCAUCAAGAGUGAACCGCAGGAGAACGGAGAGCACACAGAGGUCAAAGUCAAAGUGGAGACGGUUCCCACCAUCACCUCUAUAGGUGGCUCCAGUCGCAUCAUCCAGACCUCCCAGUCAGCCACGCCCCUGCAGACUGUUACCAUAGUGCAGCAGGCCCCCAUCGGUCAGCACCAGCUGCCCAUCAAGGCCAUCACACAGAACGGCACCCACAGCAUCACCACUGCCAUCCAGGGAACCGUCAGCUCAGCUCCAGCUGUGGCGAGCCCCCUCCACCUGCUGGCGGCCCACGCCUCCGCCUCCGCCUCCCUCCCCACCAAACGGCAGAACGGGGACCAGCUGGCCAGCGAACAGCCGGACGCCAAGCGCAUCAAAUCAGAGACCGAGGCGGCGGCCGCGGCGGCCUCGACCCCAGCGGACUCGGACUCAUCGGCAGCUAACGACCAAGGCGGCCAACUCAACUAGUCCGUACAAACCACAUAACCACACAACACCCCACCACCUUCUCUUCUCUUCUCUUCUCUUCUCUUCUCUUCUCUUCUCUUCUCUUCUCUUCUCUUCUCUUCUCUUCUCUCUGUCUCUCUCUCUCUCUCUCUCUCUCUCUCGUCCCCGUCGUUUCUUUUUUUAUUUUUAUUUGUCUUCCUUCUACCACUGACUCCCGAGGUGCCAAACGGAGAGGAUUCUUUUCAUUUUUCAGUUUGGGUUAUCUGUUCUAGAGCAUCAAAAGAAGAAGAAACAAACACAAAAAGAGAUAAAGUCCACCCCUUUAAAGACUGGAAUGUGGAUCAAGAACAAAAUCAAGAUAAACUCCAAAUGAAAGGUGUCCCCUGUGAAGCCACUGAAAACAGGAGAGUGACUAAACCAAGACCACAGGAAGCCUUAACAACAAUUUAACCCUUACGAGCUGACCUUUGACCUCACGUGGUCCAGCGGAGGAGGGGGGAAGUAGAAACCCCGACUCAGCUCGGGCUGGACGCCACCCCUUUCUGUCGUAUCUACCUCAGAGCAGAUAGGAGACUCUGGCAGCCAGCGGCGGACAACAUCCUCCCAUCCAGGACCCGUCGGGGGCGGAGGAGGGAGGAGGAGGGGGGGGAGUGACCAACCGAGCGACGAGUAUGACGAACAUCCGAUGGUUCAAAAAAAACUUUAUUAAAAAAACAAACAAAAAAACAACGGUCAACGCAUUCAGAAAGGGAUCAACUCUCGGAGCCAAUAUUCCUGAAACUCUGGCAGCUAGCCUCUCACAAUACUGACCUUCCUUUACGCAGCUGUACGUAGAUAUGCAGUAUUUUGUUGUUCAAAUGUGGAGCAUAGGAUUUUUUUUUUUUUUAAUUUUAUGUAUUUUCACUUAUAUAGAUAAG
Messenger RNA from Thunnus maccoyii (southern bluefin tuna), 2912 nucleotides. It is a transcript of the gene foxk2b, whose product is annotated as forkhead box K2b. The record is from RefSeq and is a predicted model, not a curated record. Gene Ontology annotation, molecular function: RNA polymerase II cis-regulatory region sequence-specific DNA binding; protein binding; DNA-binding transcription factor activity, RNA polymerase II-specific. Gene Ontology annotation, biological process: regulation of transcription by RNA polymerase II. The transcript has 9 exons. Bases 172 to 2016 code for a protein of 614 amino acids. NCBI's taxonomy places the organism in Eukaryota, Metazoa, Chordata, Actinopteri, Scombriformes, Scombridae.